Molecule: messenger RNA, 1583 nt
Organism: Xenopus laevis (African clawed frog)
Lineage: Eukaryota; Metazoa; Chordata; Amphibia; Anura; Pipidae
Gene: mrps12.L
Product: mitochondrial ribosomal protein S12 L homeolog
Biological process (GO): translation
Cellular component (GO): mitochondrial small ribosomal subunit; mitochondrion; small ribosomal subunit
Molecular function (GO): structural constituent of ribosome
Source: RefSeq, marked provisional
CAAGCAGCGUGCGCGGUCAUUAAGGUGACAGGAGAUGUCUGUGUUGCUUUGAGGGUUCCGCGCUGUUACAGGGUAUCCUGUCUUCAGGAUGUCAUCCACUGUGAUCAAGAGCUUUGCCUCUACAGCCAUCAGAUCAGGUUUCAUCCCUUUCUCUAGGGUUCUUGCCCAGUGGAUGUUCCGUGCCUCCAUACCAUGCAACUCGCAUAGCAUGGCCACCCUAAACCAGAUGCAUCGUGCAGGCAAGCCCAAGCCUGACCCCCCACAAUUGGGUCCCACCUUUGGCUGCCCCCAGCUCAAGGGUGUGGUUUUAAAGACCAUGAUCCGAAAGCCCAAGAAACCAAACUCUGCCAACCGCAAAUGUGCUCGUGUCCGACUCAGCAAUGGCAAAGAAGUAAUUUGCUUUAUACCUGGAGAGGGACACAACCUACAGGAACAUAACAUUGUCUUGGUGGAGGGGGGCCGCACACAGGACCUGCCAGGUGUGAAACUCAAGAUUGUCAGGGGCAAAUAUGACUGUGCACAUGUCAAAAAGAAGAAAUAGUGUUUCAUUUAUUUUGCUGGCCAUAUCAUCCUCAUUUUGCUCCAAAUAAACAUGAUUCCUGUAUAGAGGUAAACGAAGGCUCUACUUUAAGUGAACAAUAUAUGGACACUGUUAAAACAAAAAAUAUUUUGCUCUGGAAAAUAAUAAGAUACUUACUAUUAUUUAGCACUUAAAAUGAAGAGCUUGAAGUGUUUUCUUAAACCUAAGAUUACAUUUUGAAUUGAUAUACAGCAAACAUAAUAUUUACUUUAUAAUUUGAUUUGUGGCAUGAUGGUGCAUGCCUUUUUUUGUCCUAAGAAUAUAAGGUAUAUAACUUGGUUGUAAUUUUAAAAACAUGGUAUAAUUGGUUAAUUUACUAAAAUACUAGUAUAUAUGCCAAAAUGUAACGAUAUUAUGUAGCAACCAAUAAGAAGUACUUUCAUUGUUCAUCUUGUAUUUUCAUUAUUGCUGAUCAGUUGAUAUAGGAUACUGUAUGAGGGCUGUUUGUAGCUAAACUAGUGUAUUGCUAAUGGUAUUUGGUUAGAGCACUGCUUUUCAACUGUUUCCAUAUGAGGAGGUGCAGCUAAUUACUGUACUACAUGUUUAUGGGCCAGGUUUUGAUGAAAUUAUGUCAUGCAAAGAGUUCAGUGGAGACUUUGAACAAUAUGGGAGCUGUAAGAAACUAUUUAGGGGCUCAAGUUGGGCAGCCCAAGCCUCCAAUAUGUGUGUUGAGCCUCAUCAUGCUAUAAUGGGGCCAUUUAGCUAAGCAAAAAUCUUGCUGGGCUAAUGUCCUAAAUGUAAUCAUUUAGGAUUCAUGGAUGUAGUGAAUUAAUUAUCUCUCACCUGAAUAUUUCAAUGAAAUGUUUUUUUGUGCACACAUAAUUUAAAGAUACACAUCACAAAGUGUACAGAAUUUCCAGACCAAAAUCCAAUUCACUAUCUAUCCUGAAAAGGGAAUUGUUGAAUGCCAGUUUCUAGACAUGAUGAGUAGUUGUCUAUAUGAGCCCAUUCUGUUUUAUAAUCCUGCAAUAAAGUAAAUAAAGGAUUUAUAAUCUUUUGAAUA